AUGGAUUCCAGGUUGAAGUUCCACCCUGUACUGCCUUUGCCGAAUUUCGAUAUUUCGAAGACGACUCCCCGUGCGUACAGGCCAUGGAAGGCAGGAAGGUAUAACAUGACUAUGGGCAUUCGUAAAAUGCCGGAGGAAGACUGGUUACUCAUCGAUAAUCUCUACAAGAAGGAACAGGAGGCGAGAAUUAGUCUCCUCCAAAACAACUACGAAAGCGUACUUCAAUGUCUGCCUCCAGCCACAGAAGCAUGCAAAGAAGCCCUCGAGUGCAUAGUCAGCUUCCUGAUACAACGUUACCCAUCACAAUUCUGGAUGCUUAAAAGCAAGCAUGGCUAUGUCUACAACGCAAUAACAUCGAAGACGUUCCGAUUUGUUGAGCCUUACGACCAACACCCACUUGCCAUAGCUGCACAGUUAGCGAUGGAAGAUAUCAACAUACUCAUGCCAGGUACUGGAGAUACCGCAAAUGAGCAUUUCUUACAAGCAAGCUGCUCAUUUGCUCCAGCAGGAUGGUACAUCCAAGAACGUAUUGGAUGGCCGUUAUGGAAGAUACACGGACCAGUACCACUGUGGGACUUGAAGCUGAGAAAGGCGAUGGAAAGAUUCUUCCUGGGCAUAAAGGUGUCAAAUCCAGUACAGCGAAACAAUUACUUUGUGCAAACAAAUGAUACCGUGUUUCAACAAGAACCAUUUGCAGCUUCGAUCGAAUGUCCUCCAAAAAUCGAAGACAUCCGAAUCAGACAUGAACGUCAGACACUACGAAGACUUCCUCGCACGGGUGCUGUAAUGUUCUUGGUGCGAACAUACAUGGAGCCUAUCACUGAACUCUCGAAAGAUUUGGACAGCUUGUACGCGCUGCGCUCAGCAAUAAAUGCCUGGCCGGCUGAAAUGGCUAAGUACAAAGCGAGACACGUUUGGCACGAGCCAUUUGAGAAGUGGUGCGAGGAGGUGCUUGGAGACUACGUUCCCAGUCACGAAGAGAAGAAAUUAUGA
This is a messenger RNA of Cadophora gregata, 993 nucleotides long. RefSeq lists its product as uncharacterized. The record is from RefSeq and is a predicted model, not a curated record. NCBI's taxonomy places the organism in Eukaryota, Fungi, Ascomycota, Leotiomycetes, Helotiales, Ploettnerulaceae. Bases 1 to 993 code for a protein of 330 amino acids. The transcript has 4 exons.